Pygoscelis adeliae (Adelie penguin) is the source of this 2630-nucleotide messenger RNA. It is a transcript of the gene ACVR1B, whose product is annotated as activin A receptor, type IB. The coding region runs from base 61 to 1422 and encodes 453 amino acids. The transcript is spliced from 8 exons. Gene Ontology annotation, cellular component: plasma membrane; activin receptor complex. The record is from RefSeq and is a predicted model, not a curated record. Gene Ontology annotation, molecular function: ATP binding; activin receptor activity, type I; activin binding. Gene Ontology annotation, biological process: nervous system development; cellular response to growth factor stimulus; activin receptor signaling pathway. Lineage: Eukaryota; Metazoa; Chordata; Aves; Sphenisciformes; Spheniscidae.
ACAUGUUUGUGCUCCGACUGCAAACAAGCGAACUCCACGUGUGAAACGGACGGCGCGUGCAUGGUCUCGGUCUUCAACCUGGAUGGUGUUAAACAUCACGUUCGGACCUGCAUUCCUGAAGCAAAAUUGAGUCCUGCUGGGAAACCCUUCUAUUGUCUGAGUUCAGAAGAUCUGCGUAAUACUCACUGCUGCUACUCUGAUUUUUGCAACAAAAUUGAUUUAAUGGUUCCCAGUGGACACCUGAAAGAUAACGAACCCCCGUCGAGCUGGGGUCCUGUGGAGCUAGUGGCAGUGAUUGCCGGACCUGUCUUCCUUGUGUUUGUUGUCAUGAUCAUAGUCGUCUUUGUUUUUCAUCACCACCAACGAGUCUAUCACAAUCGUCAGCGGCUGGACGUGGAAGACCCCUCUUGUGAAAUGUGCCUGUCGAAGGAUAAGACCUUGCAAGAUCUAGUCUACGAUCUCUCCACCUCUGGCUCUGGCUCAGGUUUGCCGCUUUUUGUCCAACGGACUGUGGCUCGGACAAUUGUCCUUCAGGAGAUCAUUGGUAAAGGCCGCUUCGGGGAAGUGUGGCGUGGCAGGUGGCGUGGAGGUGACGUAGCUGUAAAAAUCUUCUCUUCACGUGAGGAGCGUUCCUGGUUUAGGGAAGCGGAAAUCUAUCAAACCGUUAUGUUGCGACAUGAGAACAUCCUGGGAUUUAUCGCUGCAGAUAACAAAGAUAAUGGAACAUGGACUCAGCUGUGGCUUGUCUCUGAUUACCAUGAGCACGGAUCUCUCUUUGACUACCUUAAUCGAUACACAGUGACUAUCGAGGGGAUGAUCAAGCUCGCCCUGUCUGCUGCUAGCGGGCUGGCCCAUCUGCACAUGGAGAUUGUGGGUACUCAGGGAAAGCCCGGGAUUGCUCACAGAGACUUGAAAUCCAAGAACAUCUUGGUGAAGAAGAACGGCACAUGUGCCAUCGCUGACCUUGGUCUGGCUGUCCGGCAUGAUUCGGUUACGGAUACGAUUGAUAUUGCGCCGAAUCAAAGGGUCGGAACCAAACGAUACAUGGCCCCUGAAGUCUUGGAUGAAACCAUUAACAUGAAGCAUUUUGAUUCAUUUAAAUGUGCCGAUAUCUAUGCCUUGGGCUUGGUCUACUGGGAGAUUGCUCGAAGGUGCAACGCAGGAGGUAUCCACGAAGAGUAUCAGCUUCCAUACUAUGACCUUGUACCCUCUGAUCCUUCUAUUGAAGAGAUGCGGAAGGUCGUAUGUGAUCAGAAAUUACGGCCUAAUAUCCCGAACUGGUGGCAAAGCUACGAGGCACUACGGGUGAUGGGUAAGAUGAUGCGAGAGUGCUGGUACGCCAACGGAGCGGCUCGACUCACCGCCCUCCGCAUUAAGAAAACCCUCUCACAGCUCAGUGUCCAGGAAGAUGUGAAAAUCUAGGCUCUGAGCCCCAGCAGGAGGAAACUGCACAAAAGCUGCCAUGCUAGAGUAGACGUGUGAUGGAGGCCUACCUCGUGUUUCUGCCCAAUCUACUGCUACCAACCAGGCAGCGUGACCUACAGGCUGCUAGGUGGGGUGACGGAGCCUAUUGAAUUGCUCUCUUCCCUGCUUGGGUAUGAAACAAUCAGAAACCUUUUAUGAUCACCUCCUGACAGCGUGAAGACUUGAGAGGGACUUAACCUGAGGGAUCUCAGCCAUGAUCGUAACUCUUGUUUCUUUAAUGGAAAUCCCUGUAAAGUUCAGUGCGCGCAGUGCACCCGUUGGCAGUGUUUGAGGCCAGGGUGCUAGGUGCUGGGAGUGGGAAGGGAAAGGGAAGGUUUUCUUGCCACGCUCUGAGGAUUUUUCCAGGGACUGGCACGUUAAUGCAGAAAAAGCAUUUGCAAAACAAAUGGUGCUCCCUUCUGAGAGGCUGAGCCUGAACAGUUUAUCAGCUUCAUGAAACCAUUUCCCUCCUUUUUCUUAAGCUUGAAAAAUUCUAAGUCGAAAACAGAACUCUGACUGGCUGUCAGUGUGCGCAAUGGUGUAUGCAUGCGCGAGGUGCGCGUGUCCCCUGUGCCUGUUCAUCUCCUUCCGUAGACGUGCAGUGUCUGCCCGUAGGGUGGCUCAUCUCUGUUCGUGCUUUCUGUGCAUGUGCAAAUCUAGAGUGUCCUUUUUUUGAGCUGUGCGCGCUGGUGCUCUCCUUGUUGAGUAGUGAGCAUUGUCUAGCUUGGACAGGCUGCUUAAAACCAGAUCCUUAGCUCUCCGAUGGGUGCUGUGGCCUUGCUGUCCGUACGCCGGCUGCAGGAACUUCCCAUCAGGUUGCCUCACUGCCACCCCUUCCCUUUUUUAAGACAAAACAAAUGAGGAACUGACUUCAGUCCUGGAAUCCAGGCUUUUUGUCUUGAGCCCCUGGGGUUUGUAAUUCUUGGUAGGGUGGAAGGAGAGACCUGGGGCGGGAGGAGAUGCCACGGAGCUGAGAUGCGUGUCAGAGAGAGAGCGGGCACUGCGCCUGGCUGGAAGGAGACCAGGCCACAGGGAAAUGCAGGAGACCAUUCUCGUAGGAACGCGAUUCCCGAGUCCACCGUCCAGGCACCCUCGCAGGCGCGCUCGGCAGCGUGGGGCAGACUUCUCAGGGCCUGAGCCGCAGGGGGCCGGGGGCCGAGAGGCAC